AUGGGAAAAUCGAAAGCGCAUCCAAACACUGACGUGAAAAUAGAAGUUGAUGAAGAUGUAAAGCCAUUGGUAAAUGAUUUAGCUGAUACUAGUGUACUGGGAACGCCGAUGUCAGCUAAGGUUGGACAGGAUGAGUAUGAAGAACUUUGUACUAUGGUUAAUGCUAUUGCCCAACCACUUGCUCCAAGAAAAGUGGCAAAGAAAAUUUACAAACUGAUAAAGAAGGCUUCUAAAGAUAAGCAAUAUUUGAGGCAAGGGAUGUGCGACGUACAAAAAGCUUUGAGAAGGAAUGAAACUGGUAUCGUUGUGCUUGCAGGUAAUGUAUCACCAAUAGAUGUUUAUUCACAUAUCCCAUGCAUAUGUGAGGAAAAAGAUAUUCCAUAUAUAUUUACACCAUCGCGCGAGCAUCUCGGAUUGGCUACUGGUCACAAAAGGGCUGCUAUACUACUUCUCAUAAAAGAACAUGAAGAUUACGCAGAUUUGUUCCAUGAAGUAUCUGAAUUAAUUAAGAGGAUCGCACCUGAUAUUUAA
This is a messenger RNA of Brugia malayi, 531 nucleotides long. Its product is annotated as Ribosomal protein L7Ae containing protein. Gene Ontology annotation, biological process: rRNA pseudouridine synthesis; snRNA pseudouridine synthesis. The record is from RefSeq and is a predicted model, not a curated record. Gene Ontology annotation, molecular function: box H/ACA snoRNA binding. Gene Ontology annotation, cellular component: box H/ACA snoRNP complex. The coding region runs from base 1 to 531 and encodes 176 amino acids. The transcript is spliced from 5 exons. Lineage: Eukaryota; Metazoa; Nematoda; Chromadorea; Rhabditida; Onchocercidae.